This is a messenger RNA of Myxocyprinus asiaticus (Chinese sucker), 2034 nucleotides long. RefSeq names its product bcl-2-like protein 2. Gene Ontology annotation, molecular function: protein heterodimerization activity; protein homodimerization activity. Gene Ontology annotation, biological process: intrinsic apoptotic signaling pathway in response to DNA damage; regulation of apoptotic process; extrinsic apoptotic signaling pathway in absence of ligand. The transcript has 3 exons. Lineage: Eukaryota; Metazoa; Chordata; Actinopteri; Cypriniformes; Catostomidae. The record is from RefSeq and is a predicted model, not a curated record. The coding region runs from base 321 to 920 and encodes 199 amino acids. Gene Ontology annotation, cellular component: mitochondrial outer membrane.
GGAACACACACACUCACAUGUGACCUCACACACUUCGGCUCGCUUUAAAGAAUCUCCAGUUGUACAAUGUUCCUCUGUCAGCUGUUCACUGGUCCUGAAUGUUUGGUUUUAGCAUGAUUCACAUCUGUGCACAAGAAAGGGACAUGAAUCAACAGUCCUGGGCACUGAAUAUCAGUGACAGGCAGUUUAUGUAAACAAUCCAUGGCAUGGAAGGUGACCUGAAUGUCUAAAAUGAGUGGGUGCUAAAGUGAGACGCCGUUUGGACAUUGACAUUGUAGCUUUAACUGCCUGUUGAGGGUAGAUUGUUGUUCUUUGAGGUCAUGGGACUGUCAGAUGACACGGUGAUUGGCCGGGGCCUGAACAGCCCUGACCCACUGGUGCGUGAGGCCUAUAUGAUGGCCUACGACUAUAUCAACUAUGUGACGGCCAAACCAGGCAUCCCGUUAGGUCCUGCACCAUCCCCUGCGAGUGCUGCCCUGCGCUACGCGGGAGAUGAGCUGCUUGUUCGCUUCCCCAUCUUCUUUCGGCGCUGGCCACGGGUUUUCCAGGACGUGACAGAACAAACGGCCUGCCCGACCCUUGUUUCCAUCCUGGAUGAGCACUUUGCCCCUGCACGGCGUAGAGACCUCGCAUGGAGUGCUGUGCUGUCCGUGUUUGUUCUAGCUGGCCAACUUGCUCUUCACUGUCAAGAGAGGGGUAUGACAACUGCCCUGCCUCAGAUUCAGGAGUGCGUGGGCAGCUAUGUAGAGAGAGUCAUCUGCCCAGAGAUUAGGAAUAAAGGAGGAUGGUCGGGUUUCAUCAGUCGUUUUGGAGAGAAGCAGAAUCUUGAAGACCAGGUGAUGAAGGUGUGCUGCUGGUCUCUGCUGUUGCUGUCUGUUGGGAUCCUGAGCUACUUUGUAUGGGCAAGAAGGAAAAUUUAGACCACAGCGCCAUCUGCUGUGCCAAGGACACACUUUUGAAUGUCAGCUCUUCAGUGAUUGGUUGGGUUAAAAUAGUAAACAUAUUUAGGAUAAGUAGAUUGUUUUGAAAAUUGUAAACUGAACUUGUUAUACAAUGCCGAAAAAUUACAGACUAAAAUUUCAUUUUAAAUAAUGACUAUGUGUUUGUUGUUUUAACACUUCCCAUUUAGAACAGCUCUAGUUACACAAAGGCUGAUAUCCAGUUAUGAUUUAUAAUUUAUUUUCAAGUUACACGCAAAUGCUCAUAUUCAAAACCUUACAAAAGUGUCAAACGCGGGGACACUAAUAGCAUGUUUAGCAUUCUUAAACACUCUUAAGGCUCUCUUACUAAUUCUUACAAUUAUUUUUGAACAAAUAUAAUUGCAAUUAAUGUAUUUACCAAACUAGAAUUUUAAAAUGAGUUGACCCAGAUACUGACUGAAAAGCAGUCAAGCAGCCAGCAUUGUUGAGAAAUCCUUCAACCCUUUUGGAAAAUGUCUCAGGUUGACAUUUCAUGAAGUUGGCUGAGAUAAUUCUCAGUGUACUAUAUCCAUUAUAGGCAGAGUGGCUACUUUAAAAACAAUAAAAUGGUUUAAACAUCUUAGGGACUAAAUAAUCCCUCAUACCUGUUAAUUCAUAGUUUUAAUUUACCCACCCUCAAGCCAUCCCAUCUUCUGCAGAGCACAUACAUUUUUAGAAAAAUAUCUCAGCUCUGCUGAUCCUUACAAGACAAGUGAAUAGUGAUCAGACCUUUGUAGCUCCAAAAAUCACAUAAAGGAAACAUUAAUGUAAUCCAUAUGACUCCAGUGUUUAAAUCCAUAUCUUCAGAAGUGAUAUAAUAGGUGUGGGUUAGAAACUGAAACAAUAUUUGUCUUUUUUUUUUACACUCUAAAUAUCCACUUUAACUUUCAGAUGUGAAAGUGAAACUAAACAGGCACAUGUGACAAUCAGAUGUAAAAGUGGAGAUUGAGUUAAAAAAGAUCUUCAGUUUUGAUGUUUCUCACCCACACCUAUUAUACUGCUUAGGAAGAUAUGAAUUUAACCACUGGAGUCUUACGGAUUACUUCAAUGAUUCCUUUAUUUGAUUUUUAGAGCU